AUGGCUUCGAAAAAUGCGCGUAAUAUUGGUUUGAUCAUCCUUAAAAACCUCGGAUUAACUGAUGAAGAAGCAGAAGUACUUGAAAAUCAGAAGCCAGAGCAAAUAAAUACUAUUUUUGCAAGAGAUCAAUCUGGACUUGGCUAUAAGAAGCUAUCUACUAACUAUGCAGCCGAAGCUAACAACGUUUUUGCAAGAAUAUCAGCUAAAAUUGCAAAUGAUAAUAAAGAUCAAGUCAAAACGUGCAUAGCAUCAACAGCAACAAAAACUCAUCAAUUUAUACCCCGCAGAUUACAAAAGAAAUCAAUUGGUUCUUUAUCUAAUGAAGAUUUGGCUACAAUUCUUUCAGAAGUAGCCCCUACAACUGCUCAAACUUCUCAAAUUACGACAUCAACUCCAGAAGAGCCAGCAAAGCGUAAGAGAAGGCAUCACCAUCACCAUGCAACCGAAGAACAGUAG
Trichomonas vaginalis G3 is the source of this 456-nucleotide messenger RNA. RefSeq lists its product as uncharacterized. NCBI's taxonomy places the organism in Eukaryota, Parabasalia, Trichomonadida, Trichomonadidae. Bases 1 to 456 code for a protein of 151 amino acids. The transcript has a single exon. The record is from RefSeq and is a predicted model, not a curated record.